CAUGUGGUUUGUUUUUCGUGAGAAUAUUCAUGCACUGGCAUAGUCAGGAGCUGUCCUACGUGUAGAGGAGUGGGACACCUACUGACCUACUUAAUGGCUGCUAUUGCCUCAUAAAAGGAUGAAACGAGUUAUCGAUAGAGUAAAGUCGACGAAAACUAUAUAUAUGUGAUCGUAUACAUUGCUAUAAUUAAUUACCGUUUAAGACCUCUACUGUAUAUCCCUUCUAAUUACAAUGAUUCCUUAUCCCUUUAAAUUACUGUAUAUCCAUAUUGGCUACCUUAACAAACAAAAAAAAAUGCAGAACACUUGUUAGCUUGGAGUUUAGAAUUAAUUUUAGAACAUACCUAUAAACAAAAUUUGCAACCACCACGUCAGCAUCAUGUAACUUAAACUUUCAUACAUGAUUUUAUAGUAGGUUGAGUUCAAUCAUUCAAACCUCUGUUAAGGUAUGAGAAUAUGUCUUCAACUUAAUUGUCAUUUUUUUUGGAAUAAACUUAUGAAAAUGACAUAUUAAAAACCACAGUUUAUCUUAAAUUAAAUGAUCCAUCAAUUCCAAAAAAGUAAAAAUAAAAAUUCAAAAACAUUUUUUACAACUUUUGUAGAAAAUAAAUAAAAUGAAAUUAUUAUUUUUCUACUUUUAUUCCAUCAGUCACAUUCAUGUUUAUUUAAUACUUAUUCAGAUUUGGGGGAUAAUCAACUUGGAUAUAUUAUGGAUCAGUACACCUUAAAUUUCAUUAGACAUGUCAUGCUAUUAGGUAUGUAAAUGAGCUAGUUUAGUACAUAGAAAAUGCAUACAUCACACUAUAUACAAUAAUUGAAAUUGUUGAAUACAAGAGUAUUAUACAAGGAUUGAAUAGAUGAUAUUAUAUACAAGGAUUAAUGAAUCAAAUAGUUAACAUGCAGAAUAUUAGGUUGAUUGCAUUGUAGAUAUAUAAUAAACACUACUGGGGUUUGAUUAUAUCUUGAAAAUUUAUUUGUAGAUCCAUCCUAAAUGUUGGCCUGCUCGGAUAAGUGCCAAGAAAAUUAAUUAAUGAGCAUCAAUUUGGAGCAUUUUCAGUGAUGCAAAUGUUACUUCAUAGCUAUAAAUGCAACCGUGAAAAAAAAAAUCCAGGUUCACCUUUUGGAAUCAGUUUUCUGGAGAACCUGGAAUAUAAAACAUGAUUAAUGGCAAACGGAUCAGAAAUUGAUAGAAAAUGUUUGGCUUUUUAAAGAAGACCUACUAAUUGCUACAUAAAAAAUGCGACUUUACAAAUCUCUUAUAAUUCUUUCUCAGCCAUUUAUAACCAAUCUUCUACGUGGGGCUUCAGAUGGCCACAUGCUUAUAACCCCUACUACUUGUGCUCACGAAUCUCUUGUAUAAAUGAGCAUCAAUCAAUAGUGGAAGCUCUUAAUUUGAGUGUAGGGCGUUAAUUUAGGGUUUCAUCAAAUAUACAGAAAGAGAUAUGGGUGAUAGUUCUCCCGCUGCAUACAUUCACAUGGUGCAAUACAUGAUAGAAAAAUGUUUGAUAUUCAACAUGAACAAAGAGGAAUGCAUGAAAGCUCUUUCUGAGAAUGCAAACAUCAAUCCCGUCAUCACCUCCACUGUGUGGAAGGAGCUGGUGAAAACGAACAAGGAAUUCUUCGAGGCUUACGAGCGGAAGCAUACAAAAAAUGAGUCAAUGUCGGAGGAAGAGACAGACGAGAUGAUCCAGAAGAUCAUCUCUGAUUCAUCAGACGACUAAAUGUGAUACUUCUUCAAAACCACCUCUCCAUGAUGAUAUGUAUUUACAUUUAUAUAUGUUCAUCUUUUUGUUUCUUUCUCUACGUCAGUACAACAAUAAUGACAUCAAAACUGAGAGUGAUGGUGAUCCUUUUACAGUACAUAAAUACUCAUCUCUAUAAAGCCUUUUUAAGUUGUAUGUGUGUAUUUACGUAUAGCAUCUCGACCAUCUUUUUUUUUUUGUCAGCAGCAUCUCGACCAUCUAAUUCAAUAUAUACAUCGAGCUAUAUCGUUAAACAAAAUUAUGCGUUGCGAGAAGUGACCUAUAGAGCUUUUUGUCAGAUUCUGAAUGUUAAAGUAAAAAAAAGAAUAUGAUGAAAGUGACAGAUUUAACCACACAGUACUAUGAAGAAUAUGAAAAACUGGAGACAGGAAUGAAUAGGCAACAGAAAAGAAAUUACACAAUUUAUUUCAGAGAAGAAAUUACACAAAAGGUAUGAAGAGCCAUUCCAAGUUUUUUUAUGAAACUUUUAUGAUAAUGAGUAACAUGCAUCCAUUACAUACCGAUUCUGGAAUUUUAGUUUAGAAACUAUAAACAAUUCUUAGCAAAAAAAAAAAAACUAUAAACAAUUC
Messenger RNA from Brassica napus (rape), 2332 nucleotides. RefSeq lists its product as uncharacterized. Bases 1443 to 1721 code for a protein of 92 amino acids. NCBI's taxonomy places the organism in Eukaryota, Viridiplantae, Streptophyta, Magnoliopsida, Brassicales, Brassicaceae. The transcript is spliced from 3 exons. Gene Ontology annotation, biological process: developmental process. The record is from RefSeq and is a predicted model, not a curated record.